AUGCCCGGCCCGCCCGGCCCGUCCGCCCGCCCGCCGCGGGGACCGGGCUCCACCUGCCGGAGCCGCCGGGCACGGCCGCCCCGGUGCCCACCCCCGGACCGGCACCGCCCCGCCGCCGGGACCACCCACCCGGCACCGCCCCGAGACCCCCAGGCCCACCCCCGGUACCGCCCCGAGACCCCCCCAGACCCACCCCCGCGGCAGCCAAGCAGCUACCCCCGACGCCGGCACCGACCCCCGGAGCCACCUCUGACAGUGCCCCGAGCCCUGGCACUAAUCGCGGUACGGACCCCGACCCCGGGUACCCACUCCCGGUACCGCCCCGAGGCCGGGACCGGGACCCGGAACCGCAACGUCAUCCCAGGACUGACGCCGGUACCGGCACCGGCAUCUUUGCACCGACCCUGGUACCGCGCCGGGACCCCCGGGACUCAUCCCCGGCACCGCUCCGAGGCCCAGGACGGGGACUCGGUACCGGCACCGGCAUCCCAGGACACACUCCCGGUGUUUCCUCGAGCCUGUGUCAACCCCCGGUACCUCACCGGCAUUUCGGGACUGACCUCCGGUACUGCCUCGAUCCCCCGGACCCACCCCCGGGACUGA
Messenger RNA from Chiroxiphia lanceolata (lance-tailed manakin), 603 nucleotides. RefSeq names its product proline-rich protein HaeIII subfamily 1-like. The record is from RefSeq and is a predicted model, not a curated record. The transcript is spliced from 2 exons. Bases 1 to 603 code for a protein of 200 amino acids. NCBI's taxonomy places the organism in Eukaryota, Metazoa, Chordata, Aves, Passeriformes, Pipridae.